Molecule: messenger RNA, 2068 nt
Organism: Salvia splendens (bonfire salvia)
Lineage: Eukaryota; Viridiplantae; Streptophyta; Magnoliopsida; Lamiales; Lamiaceae
Exons: 3
Coding region: 1196-1621 (141 amino acids)
Biological process (GO): protein ubiquitination; ubiquitin-dependent protein catabolic process
Cellular component (GO): nucleus
Molecular function (GO): ubiquitin protein ligase activity
Source: RefSeq, a predicted model, not a curated record
UCUCCCUCUCUCUCUUUUCCGAUUCGUGCUCUCAAAAUUGUCGACUUUGUUAAGCUACUUCCUCAUACACGAAAGAAGCUUGCUGUGAUCCGCGUAUUAAUAUCUGCAUUGUCUAAUUUUUGCUUGUAUUUCUGCUCCAGUCUCUGAUCUCUGUGUGUAGGCUGCUGGAGAUUUUGGCGGGAGGAAUUCAUUGCCGCCAAGGAGUAUCGGUUUCUAAAGUUCGUUUCCUGAAUGUGUUAAUGCUGAUUUCGUUUUUCCGUUUGUUUGAUUUUGGUUCCGUUCAUAUUUUUAUCGUGUUCUUAAUUUUUGGUAGCCUCGUCCUCGUGCAGUAACUUGUCGCAUUUUGCGAUGCCUUUUUUGCGCUCACUUUUGUUCUUUUUUUUUUCUAUCGUAGUGAAUUCGCUGUCAGAAAUAUUGCUCGAUUGUUCGUGAGAAUUUUUUUAAAUAUUUAAAUGAGUGAUAUUAUUCUCAGUGCACUUUUUUAUAUAUAUGCGACGAUGGGGAUGAGAAUCUAAGCCUUAGCCGUUUGAUUAAGAUGAACCAGUGUUAGAUGUCAACAGCUCAACUAAAUCACUGUUUCAGCGCUAAAUUGAAGUUAUAAAUACUUAUUUAUCGCUUAGUUUGCGACAGCGAUAAGUUUAAUGUGGAAAAUGACGUCCGUAUUAGCUGCUUGCAGAUCUCGGACACUAUGUUUUGAAUAAUUUGAGGCUAUCUGAAUGGGGGAACCUUUUUUGCUGGCUGCAACUUUUUCGGAGGUCUUAUUUAUAUUUGGUUGUUUUCUUGUCAAGGAGUGAAGUUGGAAAGUGCUUUUUCUAGGUUUCACCUAGCAACUCUCUCCGUGGACACUUUGUCCACUUCUCACCUUUUGGACUGAAUUAAUGUUAACACACUAGUGGUUGUCAUUCUUUAUGGGAAUUUUGUGCUCCAUCCAAAUCCAAACAACUUGAUUCCAAAUAGUGUUCCUCGCAUUAUAGUGAUAUGUCUGUGUGGAUAAGAGACAGGGUGACUCAACUUCUAGACAGGUGAUAUAUGCUAUUCUUUUCUUUAGUUGGGUUGUUUCUGCCCAGAUUCUAGUGCCGCUUGCUCUGAUAGUUCGGUAAGAAUGUCACUAUGAGAAUAUAUUAGGAUUUAUUUGGAAUGGUUAAGAGAAUAUUUUGGCUAGAAAUUUGGUUUGGGAGAAGAUGAUGCAUAUGAAAUGCAUAAAUUUCUCAAAUUUCGUGCCAACAGUGCUAUGGCUUUCAGAAUGUACUUAAUCUUUUCACACUGCUGCACAUAUAGAUUGAGCCCCUGUAUUUGGACGUCAAGAAUCAAAUUCCAUGCAAUAGUUAUCAUAGGCAGCUAUAAAGCUUUGAAGUUCUAUCUGUUUGAGUCGAGAAACGAUGUAGUUUCUAUGCCAUGCGGGCACACCAUACAUCGAACAUGCUUGGAACAAAUGCAGGAUUACUAUCGGUACGCUUGCCCCAUCUGUUCGAAGUCAGUUCGCAAAAUGUCGAAAGUGUGGGAGAAGUAUGACCUGGAGAUUGCAGCUACUCCUAUGCUGCCAUAUUACGAAGAUAAGAUGGUCUCCAACUCCCUCCCUCUUGCACACACAGACACAGUCAAGCUACACAUUCAACUUUAAUAAGCAAGUGCGAGAAGCUACACACGCCCACACACAUUCAAGCUUGAGCUUGAAGCAUCAAGCAUGCAUAAUAUGAAUGAUGGUCCUUCAACUACUGGUUUGGAUUCUUUGCAAUGACUGUGGAAGUAACUCUGAAGUGAAAUAUCACGUUGUCGGCCAGAAAUGCCACGACUGCAAAUCUUACAACACCCGGCAAACAAGAGGCCUUGGCAGAGAUAGAUAUGCUGUUUGCUUCAUUCAGUCACAUAUGGGGUUUGUUUCCUUAAUCUACCUUCUACACACCAAUCCUAAUAUUCUUGUUGUUUGCUCAGCUCAUCUUGUAGCUGGAUGCUGAGUGCAUAAUGUGUUUGUGUCUAUCUUCCUUACUAUUCCUCCCAUCUCAAUAAACGUGUUUUUCAGUAGUAUCUCAAUAAAUGUGUUCAUGAAUUUUUUGGUUUUGGAUGGCAA